This is a messenger RNA of Solanum dulcamara, 922 nucleotides long. RefSeq names its product transcriptional regulator SUPERMAN-like. NCBI's taxonomy places the organism in Eukaryota, Viridiplantae, Streptophyta, Magnoliopsida, Solanales, Solanaceae. The transcript has a single exon. The coding region runs from base 49 to 582 and encodes 177 amino acids. The record is from RefSeq and is a predicted model, not a curated record.
CAAUUAUGGUUGAGGUAAUUUUUUCUUGAUCUUGCUAGUGAAGAGAAAAUGGCAGGCAUGGAGAGAAACUGCAGUUUCAACAUUUCUACUAAGGACCUGAAACAUAAAAGCUGUUUCAUGGCAAGACACAUGAAAAAGUUGAGCAACAAUGUUAAAGAGUACUCAUAUAAUUAUUGUGGAAAUGAAGAUGAUGAAUUAAUAAUGUGUAGUUGGCCUCCAAGAUGUUACACAUGUAGCUUUUGUAAAAGGGGAUUCAAAUCAGCUCAAGCACUUGGUGGACAUAUGAAUGUUCAUAGAAGAGAUAGAGCAAAGUUCCUCAUGAUGAGACACCACUCACCAUCACCACCACCAACAACAACAAUAACAGAUGAUAAAUAUAGGUAUUCUCUUCUAAACCUCAACAUUAACCCUAACCCUAAUAUUUCAUCGUCGCCAGCACCACCACCACCACCCUCUUCUUCAAGAAGUAUUACUGCCAAAGGCUCUUUCUGCAUGCAAGACAAAGAAUUUGUGAGAUUGGACUUGGAAAUUGGCUUGUUCGCUAAAUCCAAGCAAGAUUUGGAUCUUGAACUUCGACUGUGAUAAUCAAAGCCCUUACCAUCAUUGCCAAAAUUAAAGUUGCAUGUACCUGAUAGCAAAGAACACAACUUUAUUUCUUAAUUAAGUCCACCAAACAAGUGUCAGGAUAUUGAUGUUACCCAACGAACCAAAUUUCUACAACUUUAAUUUAAAGUUUACAAAGGGGAGAAAAGCUUGUUCAAUGACGUUAAGAUCACCUCGAUCGAUUUAUGUACUCGCUAAUUAUUUUAUUUUUGUAUUUUUAAAAUUCUAUUCUUCUCCAUGUAAUUAAUUAAUUAGCUAUUGUAAGUAAUAUGGUUAAUCAGUCUAAGGUAAUUUUAAUUUCCUCUUUAUUAGUAUGUCC